GAGAAAUAUCGAAAAUAGAAAAACAGAAACGGAAAAGUACGAAAGAUUAACUUAGCAAGCAAAUCAGCUUUCGAGUUCUUAGAUCAAGAGAUGAAGGAGAAAAAGAUAGAUGAGAACGAUUCUGAGAGGCUCCUGAUAUCUGCUAUAAUACCAAAGAUUUUCUUAUCUAGAGGAUCGUUGUUAAUUUCGGAUGAACGUUUGAUUGUCUGAGAAAACCCUAAGAGUUUCAAGUCUGAUUGAGAUGGCGUAAUGGAGGCUGAUCUACACGCGAGUGCUUCCACUAUUAGAGGGGAAUUGACGAAUUGUUGAACUUCAUAUACUCAAUCAAAUUCACUGCGGCAUUAAAGAAGAUCCAGCCAAAUCCUACAUGUCGUGAGUCCUUAUUCCAAGAAGCGUCUGUGAAAACUUAGAGGGCUGUCCAGCAAUAUGUUCCCAAGCUAAUGUGAAGCUUCGAAAUACUAUUUCCUCGGUAGGAAAGCUCUUAUCCUUAAAAAUGAUUUAAUUUCGAGAAAUUCAUAUUUGCCAGCAAAAUCACAGCAAGUUAUUCAUCGAGAUUCCAUAUGGAUUAACACAAGUCAUUUCUCAGAAUCGAAUCACCAACAAUUCAAAACUCUGAUUUGCUGCUGCGUCGAGCGUUGGAAUUAAAUUCCAAACCUUUUCGCAAAGGAGUAAGUGAAGAAGGUUCUCACCUAGAGACAGAACAUUAUGCAGGAUUGUAUAGAGGAAAACCUUAAGUUUAAGGGAGCAAGAGCUUGACCACACAUCUUUGUGCCAGUCGACAGUGUCAGUUGGAGAUUUACUGAGAGACAAAGCCAUGGUUGAAUGGUAUCCUGAUUUAGCUGAGUAAAUUCCAGACUUAAGUGGUUGCCACAUGUAGGCAUCCUCCACUCUCAAUUGGCUUGGUUUCAAACAUAUAAUGGUAUUCAAGAAAGCAGGAGGCGAAUGUGCCGUUAGCAUCCGCCGGGCUAGUUUGACCAAGAAUGCUUUGAAGAAAAUGGAACUGUCGACUCAAAUGAAUGUGUUCGAAGAGCUUCUUGUUCCGACAAAGCAAGAAACCACCGACAACUACAACAUCAGCAAUCUGAGCUUUAAUGGCGGAUUUGAUCAUCAUCAGUUAUUCUCAAAUGGAUGGAACAUUGAUUACCUCUGUUUCAACAAUGAAGAAGAAGACGAAAAUACGCUUCUGUACUCAUCUUCUUUUAUGAACCUAAUCUCUCAACCUCCACCGUUGCUUCUUCACCAAACACCACCACUACCACCACCCUCAUCUUCAUCUCCGCCGUUGAUCUCCUCCACGGCCUUAACAUUCGAUGACCCUUUUCUUGAGGUGUUACAAGAGAUUAUAGACUCCUCUUCCUCUUCACCUCAAGUGACGCUUCCAACUUCCCAAGAAGAGAGCUUCAUUAAUCAGUCGUCGUAUCCAUCUCCAUUGGUGGAGUCUGAUCAGAGCAAAAGCUUCAGUGUUGGAUACUGUGGAGGAGGAGGAGAGACAAUAAGCAAGAAGAAGAGCAAAAAGCUCGAAGGACAACCUUCAAAGAAUCUCAUGGCGGAGAGACGUCGAAGGAAACGGCUUAACGAUCGCCUCUCUAUGCUCAGAUCCAUUGUUCCAAAAAUCAGUAAGAUGGACAGGACAUCGAUACUAGGAGAUGCCAUAGAUUACAUGAAGGAGCUUUCAGACAAAAUCAACAAGUUACAAGAGGAGGAACAAGAACUUGGAGUUAGCAACAGUUCUCAUCAUUCUAGGCUCUUCGGUGAUAUCAAGGAUCUUAAUACAAAGGAAAAUCUGGUCAGAAACUCACCAAAGUUUGAAGUGGACCGGAGAGACCAAGAUACUCGGGUUGAGAUAUGUUGCUCACCCAAACCGGGAUUGCUUCUAUCAACUGUUAAUACACUUGAGACUCUAGGCUUGGAGAUUGAACAAUGUGUUAUUAGCUGCUUUAGUGAUUUCUCUUUGCAUGCUUCUUGUUCCGAGGUAGCUCAGCAGAGAGAUUUCAUCAACUCCGAAGAUAUAAAGCAAGCAUUGUUUAGAAACGCAGGUUAUGGAGGAAAAUGCUUGUAAGGAGAUAUAUAUUUUCUUGGAGAGUAGAUGGAGGUUAUAACCCUACUUAAAAGUUCACGUUAUCAAUUAACGGGUAAUGAUGAUGUAUGAUGUAUGAUGUAUCAAUGAAAUAAAAUGGUAAAAAGUUUAUACUGAA
This is a messenger RNA of Raphanus sativus (radish), 2195 nucleotides long. RefSeq names its product transcription factor bHLH93-like. Gene Ontology annotation, cellular component: nucleus. Bases 917 to 2059 code for a protein of 380 amino acids. The transcript is spliced from 8 exons. Gene Ontology annotation, biological process: regulation of DNA-templated transcription. The record is from RefSeq and is a predicted model, not a curated record. Lineage: Eukaryota; Viridiplantae; Streptophyta; Magnoliopsida; Brassicales; Brassicaceae. Gene Ontology annotation, molecular function: sequence-specific DNA binding; protein dimerization activity; DNA-binding transcription factor activity.